AUGUCUUCUGCACACUGUGACGAGCGGCUGUUUCAGGGCAAGCCACUCGCUCGGAUCGAAGGUAGCCAAGGUCAGUUCCCCAUAACUCAGAAUGUGACGGUGGUGGAGGGGGGCACAGCAAACAUGACCUGCCGUGUGGAUUACAAUGAUAACACUUCCCUCCAGUGGUCAAACCCUGCACAACAGACCCUAUUCUUUGGGGACAAGAAAGCUCUGAGGGACCACAGAAUCGAACUGGUGCGAGCCUCGUCACAGGAGCUCAUCAUCAGAAUCAGUGACGUCAGCCUGUCAGACGAGGGCCAGUACACCUGCUCGCUCUUCACUAUGCCUGUCAAGACCACCAAGGCCUUUCUCACUGUUCUGGGAGUGCCAGGACGACCAGAGAUCACAGGAUUCACCAAGCCUGCCAUGGAGGGGGACGUAAUCACCCUGACCUGCACCACACCAGGCAGCAAACCAGCUGCCAAUAUCCGGUGGUUCCGAAAUGACAAGGAGGUCCAAGGCACUAAGGAGGUGAAUGCCACAGGAAAAUCCUUUGCAGUGAGGAGUAGCCUCCAGUUCCAGGUGGACAGACGGGACGAUGGCGUUGCCUACACCUGCAGCGUGGAGCAUGUGUCUCUGACAAACCCUUACAUGACAACUGAGGUCCUGGAGGUCCACUAUGCUCCCCAUCUGGAGAUCACACAUUCACUGAUUAUUCCACAGGAAGGACAAUACCUCAAAUUGGAGUGUGUGUCCAAAGGCAACCCAAUUCCUGAACCGGUGCUAUGGUCUAAAGAUGGAGGCGAGCUGCCAGACAUCGAACGUAUGAUUGUGGAGGGCAGGGAACUAACCAUCACCACACUAAAUAAAACAGACAAUGGCACAUACCGCUGCGAGGCCAGCAACCACCUGGGGACCAGCAGUGCUGAAUAUAUACUGUUUGUAUAUGCCAAAGACUUUCCAGGGCCUACAACAGAUCCAAAUGCUUUAGGACAACAUGGACCUGACCAUGCUUUAAUUGGUGGUGUUGUUGCAGUCGUCGUCUUCAUCACCUUGUGUCUGAUAAUAGUUCUUGGACGAUAUCUGGCCAGACAUAAAGGGACGUAUCUAACACAUGAGGCCAAGGGAGCAGAGGAUGCCCCAGAUGCAGACACAGCCAUCAUCAAUGCUGAGGGAAACCAUGUGCAUGCAGAGGAAAAGAAAGAGUACUUCAUUUAA
Messenger RNA from Anoplopoma fimbria (sablefish), 1200 nucleotides. It is a transcript of the gene cadm2b, whose product is annotated as cell adhesion molecule 2b. The coding region runs from base 1 to 1200 and encodes 399 amino acids. NCBI's taxonomy places the organism in Eukaryota, Metazoa, Chordata, Actinopteri, Perciformes, Anoplopomatidae. The transcript is spliced from 10 exons. The record is from RefSeq and is a predicted model, not a curated record.